Thamnophis elegans (Western terrestrial garter snake) is the source of this 4520-nucleotide messenger RNA. RefSeq names its product cold shock domain containing C2 (gene CSDC2). Gene Ontology annotation, cellular component: cytoplasm. Gene Ontology annotation, molecular function: mRNA 3'-UTR binding. Bases 165 to 626 code for a protein of 153 amino acids. Gene Ontology annotation, biological process: regulation of mRNA stability. The record is from RefSeq and is a predicted model, not a curated record. Lineage: Eukaryota; Metazoa; Chordata; Lepidosauria; Squamata; Natricidae. The transcript has 4 exons.
CCCGGUCCUUUAAAUUCAUCAGAACGGCUGCUGGUAGUUUAGGAGAGAGGAGGAAAAAUCCUAAUCAAAGCGGGCGAGGGAAGCGCAAAGGCGAAGCCCCGAGGAAAAGCGUCGUGUGAGGGAACCCAAACACCGCUUGGGCGAAGAAGACAGAUCCUCCCACCAUGUCAUCUGAUCAGACAUCUCAAUCUACAGUACCACCUCUCCACUCUCCAAAGUCACCUGUGUGGCCUAUUUUCCCAUUCAACAGAGAGGGAAGCCGGAUUUGUGAGAGGGGUAGUCACCUUCUUCGGGAUUUACCCAGCCCUCUUCCUACAAAAAGAACAAGGACUUACUCUGCGACGGCUCGUGCUUCUGCUGGUCCCAUCUACAAAGGUGUAUGUAAGCAGUUUUCCCGCUCCCAGGGCCAUGGCUUCAUCACUCCAGAGAGUGGCACAGAAGACAUAUUUGUACAUGUUUCUGACAUUGAGGGGGAAUAUGUCCCGGUAGAAGGAGAUGUGGUCACAUAUAAAAUCUGUCCCAUCCCACCAAAGAAUCAGAAGUUCCAGGCUGUGGAGGUGGUGCUCACUCAUUUAGCACCACAUACAAAGCAUGAGACAUGGUCAGGCCAAAUAAUUGGCUCAUAAACUACUUCCUGAGCCUGAAGGAAGUGGAAUUGAAUGAUAUGGUGGGUGGUGGAACUACUGGAGCAAUGAAAGAGCCAGGCUGGCAAUUUUUGUUUGCUAUGUGACAUGUUUGCAACUUUAUCUUGUCUUUUCUAAGAUCUACGGUAAUCUUAGUUUGUAAAUGUGCUUUUUUGUUAUAGAAGGGCAAGCAAGAAGUGGAAAAGUGUUGCUGGGUAGAUUUACACUUAAGUCAUGAAUUUCUGACUGUACCCAAUAGGACAAAAGAAAUCUACUAUCAAAGUAGUAUAUGUUGGCCACAGUGAUGUUUAUCUGGUUCUAUUCUAAACAAAUUAGUAAUGAAAUUAUCUAUUAUCCUAUCCCUUUAACAAAAAUUUCCCUUCCAUCUUCAGCAGAGGCUGUUGCAGUGUUAUCAUGCACCCUUCUCAGCCAGAACAGGCAUUCAGUGAAAUAGUAAUUUUCAGGGCACAGUUCUGUAUGGUCCAAACAUGGUGAAGCUCUCAUUCUUUCAGAGUUUUCUAAAUCACCUGCAGGAAUGCUUGAAGUUUGUUUUUUGUUUUUUGUGGUGUUGUGUGUAUUUCUUACAUGUAUAAUCAUAUGCAAAGAAAGAGCCUAUAGGUUUGCUCCUGCAUAUGGAUCACACUUCUCUACAUUUCUAUUUAUCUUUGGCUGAGUUUGAGAUCAAUGGCUUGGUCAUCACUUGUGUAUAUAAUUAUUGCUAUAGCUUCAAGUCUUCUUUCAAAAACACUUCAUGCACAGGGUCUGAAAUAAUUAUUCAGUAAUCCAAUAGAAUAUAACGCUAAGGAAGGAGCAUUGAUAAAGACAAAUUAAUAACUCACUGUGAAGUUUUGUUCAGAUAUGUCUAAAAUGGGUGGAGGGAUUUUUUUGGUCUUAUAAAAGAUAUUAUUAUUACCUUACCAAAAUCAGGAUCUUCUGCUUGUUGUCAUGCAAAGGAGUCAGUAAAUUUUGCAAAUAAUUCUUUGCUGGAGGUAGCUGAAGGAACUUUUCUAAAUAUUAAUCUCAAAUUAUUUUUUCCCAUGCACACUACAGUGGUUUGUCCCAGGUAGCCUGAACUGUAGCAGUAUCUUGCUUCCAGACUGUUGUGAUAUACAUUUAGAUUAUACCUAAAAAUAACUUUUCUUAUUGUUCCUCUUAAUUGUAAACUAAGUUGCAUCUGUUUUUUAAAAGGGUAGCAAAAUGUAAUAGAGGAAUGGUAAUAUAUGAUUUCCCAUUAAUUGCAAUUAAAAAGUAUGUGUCCAAGGGUAUUCUAGAAUUCAGCCUCUACUGAGAUGUGUUAUUUUGUUGACAUUGUACUUUUCAUAUAAAGUGUUAAGUAUUGCCCAUGAUUGCAUUUGUGUCUACUAAAAGUAAUACAUAAUAAUAAAAUCCCCUGCAGAUGAAGCUUUCUUUGUUAGAAGAUUAUAUUAUUAUUAACAUUAAAAGGGACUAGAAUGGUCUUCUUAACAUAGUGUCUCCAGAUGUUACUGCGAGGUGCAGUUCCAACUCGUUUGGUCUGUAUUAUGCUAGGAAAAUCUGAAAUAAAAUCACCAGGAAGCAUCUGUUUUAUCCUCUUAUAUUAUGAAUGAUAGUUUCUGGCCAUGAAGAUCUGCUUGAAAAAUUAUUAUUUAUUACACUUUCACAGAUGUAGGUUUCAGUAUUAUCUGCAUGUAAUUGCAUUUCUGACUACUUUUCACAACACAUUUCCUCAGAAUUGAUGUUUAGGCUAAUUCUCCCAUUCUCCCUUCUGUUGUCCAAACUUCAACAUUUUAAUGAUUAUCCUCAAUGUGACUGGAGAAUGAGGAUUAUGUGUAGAAGAUAUGAAGAAAUGUUUAUCAGAGGUAAGAUUAAUGGGUAGUAUUAAAUAAAUGGUAUCUAGUAAUAUUGUCCUUCAGUUGUUCCAAUUCUAUCCAGUCUUUUCCCUAACAUCUUAAUUGCCCAGGUUACACAGGGUCUUGUUUAAAAGCACAAUAUUGAUUUAGAUGCAUUAAGAAGAGUUUCCCAAAAUACCAUGUACAUUCUCAGAACUUGCAUGGAAUUGUCAGGCAGUCUAAACUGUAUGGUCUGCUGAGUUAAAAGCAUAUGGGCAGUGCCACACUGAAGUUGCAUGAUCUUGGAGAGAAAAGAUGUACAUGGAUAGUAACAUUUAAAAUUAAUGCAUGGAAGCAAGCACUAUACUUCUAGGAAUUAGUGGGUGGGUGUAUAAGUAAAUGAAGUAAGUAAGAAUGUGAGAGAUGGGGAUUUAGUGAAGCGUUCUUGAAUGAAAUGAAGUCUGAAAAUAGAGCCUAUAACAUAAUGGUACUGCAGUAUGCUGGAAUAAAACUGGUGUCUAUAAAAUAUCUGCUUUUUGUAUUUGGGAUGUAUUUCCAGUGUCCUUAAUGAGUGAGUGUGUGUGUGUGUGUGUGUGUGUGUGUGUGUGUGAAUGUCUGUCCAACAUACUUUUACUGUUCUUAUUUGUGGGAUUUCAGCCCGUUUGAUACUUUAUAAACUUGCACUUAGAUGUGAGAUGAGAUGGGGAGGGUUCAGGAUAGGCUGUUGCUCUGUAGAAAUAGUUAUUUGAAAACAGCCUAAUUUUCAUAUUUAGUUUUCAAGGGGGACACCCCACACAGAUAGUUUAGUUCUACAGUAUACUGCCAACCUAGAUUUAUGGCAAAUUUCAUGCAAGGUAGCAAGAGGGUGUGGAGUACUCUAUUUAUAUUUCAACCCAAAAAAUUAAAGAGAAAGCCCUCAUAGCCAUAAGGAUUUGGGGACUUCCAAAUGAUACCAGAAUUAGCUGUAAGGAUGCCAAUCUAAUGCAGUGUUUUUCAAACUUGGCAACUCUAAUAUGUGUAAUUCAUACUCCAAAUUUCCAUAGCCAGUCUGGGGAAUUCUGGGACCUGAAGUCCAUAUAUUAAAGUUGCCAAGUUUGAAGAACAUUGGUAUAAUGCAACCUUUCCCAAAUUAAUUCCCUUCUGAUUUGCUAGGGCCACAACUCCUGGAAAGCCAUAUUGUGUGGAAAUUCUGGGAACUGCCACUUUAAUACACUUGGAUGGUGCAAGGUAGAGAAGGCUUUCAUACAGUUUUUUCUUGAAUGGAUGUUACAUUACAGCCAAGUUUUUAAAAUAUUCUCCCUUAAACCCGAUGUGGGUAGAAAUGGAGUGCAACUUAGUUCUUCCGGAAUUUGUUUCUGUAUAUAGGGAACCUGAAAUAAAACGGUACCCUAACAUUCCCCACCCCGUUCCCAAUAUGCUGUUAAUUAACAUAUUCCAAGAAGUCUGUGUGGAUUUAUUACAACUGUGUUUGUGUUAAGAAAUAAAUUCUUUCCAAGCAAAGCUAUAAAAAAGUUGGUUAAGGUCAUUUUGUGGAACAUUUUUGUUCCCUUGUUCCUGAAAUGUCUGUCCUCAUUAUGCCAGUGACUAAUUACAGGAAUAUUCUGCCUCCUUCAAUUAAAAAUCCAAAUAAAACAUUCCCAAUGGUCUAUUUUGAAAGAAAUCUCCAUACUUGCAGGAGAAAAUGGAGUAUAUUGAUUUUGAAAGAAAUUAUCAUUCAUCUAUAUAUAUAGAGGGAGAGUUUUUCUGAACUUGUCCUUGAGAUGCAGCAGCUUCUCUUAAAUCCAAUGAAGUGAAGAUCUGAAGGAGGCCACUUUCCUUUUGCUUUAUGAGACGUGCUUCCUGUGACAGUCAGAGGAACUUCCUGCUCAUAUGUAAUACCAGCAGCUUCAAGCCUAUCCCUCCUUGAUGGUGCAAUACCAGUGGGGGGUACCACAAAACUGUGACUUCUCUCUAAGAAUGCUUUCAAUUCUUUCUGAAAUAACCUUGUUAUCUAUGUGUCUGUGUUCUAACAACUUUUUGUGUGGUUCUUGCCUCUUUAACCCCAUGUUGAUCUUUGUAACACUGGCAAUAAAUAAUUAAAUUGACUUUC